UGUGAAUGCUCCGUGUAGUUAUUACGUGUGCUCUUUACUGUAAGCAAUUUUGAAUACGAUUUUGUUUGCAAUGAAUUUGGCGACGUCCUCGUUGCUGCUUACCAUUGGCUUUGGAGUGGCUGUGAUUGGUUCGUUUGCAGAUUCUCCGUCUACAAAUUGUGGGUCAAUUCGUGGGAUCCUAAUGGGUUCUAUAUUAGUAGGCAAUGAAGGCGAAUACUGCAGUAAUAUCAACGCCCAAGAUGAAUAUGGCCGUACGGCAAUUUUUAUAGCCGCUACGCGUGGCAAUAAAGACAGUGUAGUGAAGUUAGCAGAGAAGGGUGCAGACGUAAAUAUUCAGAACAAUAAUGGAUUCACCCCGCUCUACAACGCUGUCAUGCAAGGCCACGAGAACGUUGUUGAAGAGUUGCUCAAGCGAAAUGCAGAGAUAGAUCGGCCAGAAUACACUGGACGUACUCCACUACAUAUCGCCGUUAUUAUGAAUCGAUCAAAAUUAGCUCAAAAACUGAUCGCAAAUGGUUCUAAUGUCAACGCUCAAGACAUGUUUAAAAGAACGCCAAUUUGGCAUACAGUUUAUUUGAAUUCUCAAACUGAUGCAUUCAAAAUGGUUGAGGUGUUAAUGGUCAAUGGCACGGCCGAUGCUGAUAUACCAGACAAAUAUGGUAUAACACCAUUGCUCUGUGCCGUGAAAUAUG
This is a messenger RNA of Sitodiplosis mosellana (orange wheat blossom midge), 692 nucleotides long. RefSeq names its product serine/threonine-protein phosphatase 6 regulatory ankyrin repeat subunit B-like. The record is from RefSeq and is a predicted model, not a curated record. The annotation marks the transcript as partial. Gene Ontology annotation, cellular component: cytoplasm; nucleus. NCBI's taxonomy places the organism in Eukaryota, Metazoa, Arthropoda, Insecta, Diptera, Cecidomyiidae. Gene Ontology annotation, molecular function: protein binding. The transcript has 8 exons.